AUGCGCAUUACGUCAGGUAGACACAACAUGGCCCAAAGUAACAACUGUUGGUGUGGCUGUUGCGCGCAAAACCGUAACCGCUGUAGGCGCCAUUCACUCUUUGGUAUAAAAAGGUGCUUAGAUCAGAUUCAAAUCACUACCAACAGAUCUUUCAAGAUGCAUUCCUCAGCUGUUGUCGCCGCUCUCUUAGUUCUCGGUGUUGCCCUUGUCCGUGCUGACAUGGGAUAUUCCAGCGGUGGAUAUGAUCAAUCAGGGUACACAAGCGGAUACGCAAGUGGAUACGACCAAAGUGGAUACACAAGUGGAUAUACUGGAGGAUAUGCAGGAGGAUAUGACAGCGGGUAUGGAUACAGCACCGGUAUGGGCGCAUAUGGACAGGGUAUGUCCGGAUACGGACAAGGUUUAUCCGGAUAUGGACAUGGUUCAUCCGGAUAUGGGCACAGUACAUCCGGAUAUGGUCACAAGAAAUCCAUGAAAUCCGUCUACGUCCCUUACCCAGUCCCAGUGGAAGCACCCGUCCAGCAGCCACUCCCCCUCCCAGCCCUUGGUCUGGGUGUUGGAGCUGAAACCAGAAACCAGGGAAUCUUUGGAGGAAACGGUGCUCUGCUUUUGGGUCUCUUGGCUCUUACACCAAUCUUGUUGAACAACAACAACUCUGGUUAAACCGUUAAACCCCAAUAGAUCUCCCUUUGCCAAAAAUUAAGAUGUUCUUCGCGGCCCUCAGGGAAGACAAGAUGAAUCUAUAUUGACAGUUUAUUUUAUAUAUGUUGAAAUAAAUACUGUUGUAAAAAACAA
Messenger RNA from Magallana angulata, 795 nucleotides. RefSeq names its product shematrin-like protein 2. NCBI's taxonomy places the organism in Eukaryota, Metazoa, Mollusca, Bivalvia, Ostreida, Ostreidae. The record is from RefSeq and is a predicted model, not a curated record. The coding region runs from base 1 to 663 and encodes 220 amino acids. The transcript has 4 exons.